CAGGUCAGAAUCGGAGGACCCAUCUGAUCCGUGGAUCAGGAAGUUCCCUUUCCGUUUGGUGGGUACAUGCAUGAAUUGAAUGCAGGGUCCAUUGUCUUCUCCGCCUAGGGCGAGGAUUAUUUGGAAGCUGGAGACUGAGAGAUAGAGAAGGAGCGCCGGUGGCGAGGCACCAUGGGUUUCUGAUGCAGCCAAUCGGCACAUCCACUCGGCUUGAGGAAGUACGAGAGAGCUUGGUGCCUGCAAAUGGCGCUAUGGUGGCGGAGCAGCAUCGGCCGGUGGACAGCGGCGAGGCACAGAUUUUUGCGGCCAAGGAAGCAUCAGCGGACAGGAGGGAGAGCUCGCCUCCGACAUCGGAGCUGUCAACGGGCAAGAUGAAUCCCCAGGCGCCCGGGUGGAACAAGAGAUUAGGUGCUGCCGCAACGAGCAAAACACCCUGCCCAAAUCAAAUCAGUGAGUUCGAGAAGGAUGUUAGGUGUUUUGCUGAGAACCCAGCUGAAAAUUUGAUCAAACCAGUUCUUGCGACUACUUUCGACUCUUUGGGCGAGGCGUACGACUUCUACAAUCUGUACUCACGAGAAGAGCCGGCUUAUUGUCAAGAGGACGAAAUGCAUGCAGGAAAUAGUGUGUGGGUGCUCGGGUAAAGCUGAUGUUGAGAACACAAGGUCUUGUUGCUGUGAGUACCCUGCUCUGGUAAGGCUUCUAUGGGCAGAGGACAACGGGUAGUACAUUGCAGAGCAUAGAGAGAAUCACAACCAUUGGAUUUCACCUAAUUUUGUUGAGACAGUCCACUGACCAUUGCACAAGCACAUCGAUGUAUACAGCAGGGACCGAAUAGUGGUAAAUGCAAGUCAUCUCCUAUCUCAGGGAGCUGCAUUUUUCAAGUUGAGAGGCGGUUGCCGUUUAGCGUACAUUGCGAGGGUCGGCGGGUGAACAAGACUAUGCGGCCGAUUAGAAGGUACGCCACUGACCCAAUAGGAUGCGCUGGCAUUUUUAGUUGUGUAUUGCCCCCUUAAAUCAAUCCCCCCUUUCCGCCUAUCGCUUGCCAAAUUCAUGGUGCUUGAGGAUGUGAACGUCUGAACGAUGGUGACAUCCCCAUUGGGUGCUAUAUUAUCCGGUGGCCACGACAAAUAUUAAUGCUGGUCAGCAACAGCCGGCAGUGCCGGUGUUAAGCUGCAACAGCCGGCAGUGCCGGGUUAAGCGUGGAGGGGCAGAUCUGUGCAACGGAGGCGGGGUGAAUGCUGGAAGGCAAGGUUCACCACAUGCAUAGCUCCUGGCUGGACGCAAAGGUCUAUGCGCAAUCAGUUCUACAAAUUCAGAAAAGGGUAAGGAUUGGGGCGGCUGUGCCAGGGAGGACACGUCCUAAUCGCCCAAGUGCCCUGGAGAAGGCAAUUCGUGGGUCCGCUGAGAAUCCAGGGGACAAUGUCUGAUUGUAAUGAAACUGGGGAUACGCCUUGGUUCUUUAGGUGAAGCAUAAGACUUAUACAACUUGCACUCCUGCAAGAAGGGAUCUGGUAUUACAUAUGGGAAAGGCAGACCAAAUGUCGAGCUGUCAAAAUGCAUGCUGCAGUGUGCGGGGAAGGCUGGUGAUGAGAGGUCAUGCCAUUGUGAGUGCCCGGCUCUUAUUCGAUUGUUGCGAUGGGGUGGCCUACAACAAGCAAGGAGAAGUGCCAUAUGAAGGUUUGAGUAAGCUGGCAAGACUGCAAAAUUUGUGCAUCGGCAGGGCCGAUCGUGGGGAUGUUCCGAAACAGUCUUGAAGGCCUGGGGCGUCGAAGUUCACCGGAGGAACAAGUGCACCAAUGCAGAACUAAGACUACAAGGUGGCUGCUGAACAUUGGAGGAAAUAUGAGACCAGUGUGAUGUAUCUGGUGAGCAAAGGAAAACUUUUCUGUAUCGGCCUGUAAUGAAUUAUGAAAUUUUGUGUUGUGCUCUUGAGCAGCCCACGCUGUAUGUUUCUUUAA
Molecule: messenger RNA, 1958 nt
Organism: Triticum dicoccoides
Lineage: Eukaryota; Viridiplantae; Streptophyta; Magnoliopsida; Poales; Poaceae
Exons: 6
Coding region: 183-641 (152 amino acids)
Source: RefSeq, a predicted model, not a curated record